Rotaria sp. Silwood2 is the source of this 690-nucleotide messenger RNA. NCBI's taxonomy places the organism in Eukaryota, Metazoa, Rotifera, Eurotatoria, Philodinida, Philodinidae. The record is from the annotation of a GenBank genome assembly.
AUGGGUAGUUCGAUUUCAAGCAACCAUCGUCAAGAUGAUCUUCAAUCAAUGCAACGUCGAAUUCAUGAGAAAAAAACAAGUAUUCUUGAUUCAACUCAGCGUAUGCUUGGUUUAAUUAAAGAAUCUGAAGCCGUCGGAGUAAACACUGCUGCUAUACUACUUGAACAACGAGAAAAUUUAGAAAAUAGUGAAAAAAGUUGUCAUUAUAUCGAUGUUAAUCUUGUUAAUGCACAAAAAUUAAUAAAUAAAUUAAGUUCACUAUUUGGUGGAAUUAAAAAUUAUUUUUAUCCACCGAAAAGUUCCUUUCCAAAACCAAUUUCGCGACCACAAUUAACUAAUGUAGCUAAAAAGAAAAUAUCUACACCACAACAAACUACAGCAAUAGCUAUAACAAUACGACCAACAAAUAUAAACAGUGAUACUGAUACUUAUUUUGGAAAACCACGUAGUGCUAUGGAUGAUCUUGAACGUGAAACUGAAGAUGGACUUCAUAAUGUACAUCAAGGUGUUAACCGUCUUACAUUAAUUGCUUUACAAAUGAACGAAGAGCUCCAGAAUCAAGAACCUUUCAUGGAUCCUCUUGGUAUGAAAAUGGAUGCACUUAAUAAUACUUUAACCAAAAAGAAUAAAAAUAUGAAAACAAUUGUGUUACGUGGUUCUUUUAGGACCUUCUGGUCAAGAAAAGGCUAA